GCAAUCCAUGCUGCCUCCGUGCCAUGGCUUGGGAGCCGCUUCACGCUCCCGAAGCAGCGCUGGAGUCGGAGCCGCUGUUUCUGCUUGGAGCGAACGGCGGUGGAAAUGCCAAGGACAAGGAAACCAUCAUCUGGGACGAGAGUCGCCGCUGCUUCGCAUUUCGCUGGCCGAGCCUUUUGGACCAGGUCUCUGCAAAGAGGUUCUUUCAGGACUUGCAGGCCUCAGCGCCUUGGGACCAACUCAGGGGCAGACAUGGAAAUGUGGUUCGGUCGACCUGUUGGUAUGUGCGGAAUGGCUGCAGCUGCGGGUACACCUAUGGAAAUGCAAGGGUGGGCCUCACCCGAAGCAUCUGCAGUCAGUUCAAAAAGACCAUGGAAGAUCUCACCGCCCUGGUUUUCUCGUCGCUGGCGCCCGGCCUGAGCCCAGACUUGUGGCCCAACUCCGCAAAUUUGAACUACUACGCAGAUGGCCUGCAGUCCGUUGGAUGGCACGCAGACGACGAGAGCUUGUUUGGAGGAAAGUGCCAGGACUGCUCCAUUGUCUCGCUCUCACUGGGUGGUCGGCGUGAAUUCUGGAUCGCUUUGAAAGAUGACGAGGCCGAGCCCAUUAAGGAGACCGUGGUUGAAGUGGACCUUCAAGAUGGGGAUGUCCUGAGCAUGGAAGGGAUGAUGCAGAAGCACACGAUGCACUUCCUGACGCGGGAACCGCAUCAUCGGGCACCAUUUUGGCCACCGCGCAUCAACAUCACCUGGCGCUGGAUUGUGAACCACCGCCCCUGUUGCUUUUUACGCCACUCGGCAACUUCAGCGCCAUGUGCCAAAGAUUUGCACGUGCCGCAGUCUUUUCCAGGGGAGAGAGUCGCCUCCAGCCCCUGGAUGAAACCAUGGCCAGAUGAGUUUCAGCAUCCACCAAAGGAGUGGAGGUGCUGCAUGCAGUGCAGACAUAACGGAUGGCAAGGUGGCCGCAACUGCGUCGAAGUGAAAGGAGAGUGGCUUUGCCGUCACUGCGCGAGCGCCUGUCGUGGGCAAGAAGUGGACCCCACGGACAGAAUGGUGGAAGAACUGCGACGGCGGCUGGUUGGAAAGGUGAAGCUUCUCCAGAAGAAACGGUGCUUAAGGAACUCAUGGGAGAGUUUUUGCGACAGGAACCAAGGCUUCCGAGACCCUGGCCGUUACUCGCCCACUUUGCUGCUGUCGUGGCUGGAGAGUGUCGAUGAAGUACCGGAGGAUCUGCAAAAGGUGCUUCAGGAAGCGCAAGCGGAGUUGGCCACCAUGAGCGUAGAUGGCUCCAGUACGAAGGAGAAGCUUGUGAUCCAAGGUGAUCAGGAGCGAAGAAGACAGAACAAGCUGCUGCAGCACCGACGAAAGAAGCAUCCUGACAAAGCUCAAAAAGGUGGAGCUGUGUUGCGUCUCGACGUCUCAGAGUUGUACAUUGCAGCCAGGAGAUCACUUUCAGCCCUGGCUGUGCUGGGAUCCCUGGGCCUGAUGAUCUCAUAUUUGAGAUUUAUUUUAAUCGUUUGAAAAACAA
This is a messenger RNA of Cladocopium goreaui, 1527 nucleotides long. NCBI's taxonomy places the organism in Eukaryota, Dinophyceae, Suessiales, Symbiodiniaceae. The record is from the annotation of a GenBank genome assembly.